Xenopus tropicalis (tropical clawed frog) is the source of this 2045-nucleotide messenger RNA. RefSeq names its product tetratricopeptide repeat domain 39A like (gene ttc39al). Bases 77 to 1774 code for a protein of 565 amino acids. Lineage: Eukaryota; Metazoa; Chordata; Amphibia; Anura; Pipidae. The transcript has 18 exons. The record is from RefSeq and is a predicted model, not a curated record.
GGUCUUGUCGCCCCUCCCUCCUUGACAGGUGUCAGUGGGCGGGGCCGCAUAGUCUGCCAGACGGAGUAGCUGCAACAUGAGCGGGGAGCCGGGUUCUGGGCACAGGCCCAUAGUGGAUCUCUCCCAGGAUCUCACUGACUGUAUGGAAGCUCUGAAUCUCUUUUUGAUGAACCAGUUUAAAGAGAGUCUGGAUCUUUUGCAGCCAAGGGCUACAGACAGCCUGUACCAUAGCCUUGUAUAUGCCACCAUCCUAGAGAUGCAAGCCAUGAUGACGUUCGAGCAUGAUGACAUCAUCAGUGCGGGACAGACUAUGAAGCAGGCCCAGGAAAUAUGUCAGAGGUUUAGAAAGAAAUCGUCCAUAAUCAAUAAACUCGGAGCAGAUACCUUUACAGAAGUGGAGUUACAUGCAGAGGUUUGUUAUGCCGAGUGUCUCCUGCAGAGGGCAGCGCUCACUUUCCUACAGGAUGAGAAUAUGAUCAGCUUUAUUAAGGGCGGCAUGAAAGUCCGGAACAGCUACUUAAUCUAUCGAGAUCUGAAUAAUUUAUUGCAGUCUAAUGCUUUCCAGAAGGGGGCAUCACAUGUUCAUCUAGAAGGCGGAGUCUCUCUGGGCACGGGAGCGUUUAACCUGACGCUGUCUCUCUUUCCUCCGCGGAUCCUUAAGUUACUGGAGUUUGCUGGGUUUUCAGGAGAUAAGGAAUACGGGCUUUCUCGACUCCACGAAGGGGCUGCGUCCUGGAACCUGCGCUCCCUGCUCUGCACCAUGCUGCUGCUCUGUUACUAUACCUUCCUCAGCUUCAUCCUAGGUACGGGUGAGGUCAGUGUGACAGAAGCUGAGGAUCUCCUUCGGCCGCACUUAAGUCGUUAUCCCAAGAGCGCAAUCUUUCUGUUCUUUGCCGGGAGGAUAGCGGAGCUUAAAGGCAACAUUGAUGAGGCGAUCCGUUGGUUCGAGGAGGGCUGCUCGGCGCAGCAGAGCUGGAAGCAGUUCCACCACAUGUGCUACUGGGAGCUGAUGUGGUGCUAUGCCUAUAAAGGGCUGUGGAAGGUGGCCUAUUUCUAUGCUGAUCUGCUGAGCAAAGAGAGCCGCUGGUCUAAGGCCAUGUAUGUCUAUAUGAAGGCAGCGUUUCUGAGCAUGUUACCACGUGACGAGCCACGGCCUUUUGGAGAGAAUGAGGUGGAGUUGUUCAGCAGGCUGGUACCAUCCCUAAAGCAGAAAAUCGCCGGGAAAUCUCCUCCCACAGAGAAAUUUGCCAUCAGGAAGGCGAGGCGGUACCAGGCCAAGGAGCCCAUCCCACUGCCUGUCCCUGCGUUGGAAAUGAUGUACUUAUGGAACGGAUACUCUGUACUGGGGAAGGACAGCCGGCUGACAGAGGAGACCCUGACUAUCCUUAGUAUGGCCGAGUCCAACCUGAGCCAAGAACAAGCCUCCGAGUUUCUUUAUGAUGAUAUGUGCUCCAUCCUGCUGCUCAAAGGGCUGUGCCUGAAGCACCUAGGGCGGCUGGAAGAGGCGGAGCAAUGCUUCACCCAAAUAUGCCAUAGUGAGAAGAAGAUUAAAUUUGAUCACUUCCUGGUGCCCAAUGCUCUGCUGGAGCUCGGCCUCCUGUAUGUGCAGCAGCAAAAAGCAGAGGAAGCCAUUGCACUCCUGCGCCGCGCCAAGAAUAAUUAUAAGAAUUACUCUAUGGAGUCACGGACCCUGUUCAGGAUCCACGCGGCUCUGUCCAAACUCAAAGCCGCCGAGUCCGAGGAGAACAGCACAGAUGGUGCCAGCCCUUCCUAAUGGGCACGGAGUCCCGGAGCUGUUGCAUUAUGGGACACCAGGCACCUGUAUCAUACGAGAGGCUGCUCUGUUCUAUGACACGAACAGCACACUGGGCUGCAUAACCCUACAGAGCGCUUCAUGUUUUCCCAGAAUCCUUUUCACCAGUUGUAAAGCAAGGACUUUCAGCUACAAAUGGAGAUGCUUUGCACCCUGCUGCACCUCCUCCUGCUAAUCUUGUUAUUAGCAUUGUCUGUAAAUUCAAUAAAUUGUACAGUUUUGAUUAAUACGG